Messenger RNA from Camelina sativa (false flax), 859 nucleotides. RefSeq names its product WD repeat-containing protein DWA2. Gene Ontology annotation, biological process: protein ubiquitination. Lineage: Eukaryota; Viridiplantae; Streptophyta; Magnoliopsida; Brassicales; Brassicaceae. The record is from RefSeq and is a predicted model, not a curated record. Gene Ontology annotation, molecular function: protein binding.
CUUAUUAACCUUGUUUUUACAAACGAUGCCAUUUCUAAUUAAAUUUGUUGAAAAAACAAAGCUUAAUCAUCAGUUUCUUCGGAUCUCAACUUUCAGAGAGAAAGAUAUUUUGGCCGUCCGGCAUGGGUUGCCGGCUUAUGUCCGGUGUAUCCGGCUUUGUUCACGGUCUCCUCCACAGAUCGAUCGACGAAGGAGAAGAAAGACGAUCAUCACCACCACCACAGCAAGCAUCGGAAGAAGAUCAAGAUGUCGUCGAGGGAUCAAGUUAAGCCGUCGCACAUUCUGAUUAAGCAUCAGGGAUCUCGUAGGAAGGCGUCGUGGAAGGAUCCGGAAGUUGUGCAGAUAACUGCAGAGGAUGAAUCUGGCAUACAUGUCUGGGAUCUCCGGAAGGCCAAGGUUCCUCUCCAAGUGAUUCCUGGUCAUGCAAACUGGACAUGGGCUGUCAAGUGUAAUCCUGAGUAUGAUGGACUGAUUUUGAAAACACAGAGCGCUGGAACAGAUUCGGCUGUCAACCUGUGGUAUGCUUCAGCAUCAUCCAGUGAUGACAAACCCUCACAAAGCCCUGUGGAAUCCAUACGUCAGCGUUUAAGCUUCUGAGAGGAAACUCACGAGGAUGAUUCAAAGCUGCCUUCAAGGUGGAUAAUUGUAGAUGGUGACACAACUUCAAGCUUCUGAGAAGACUGAUUAUUAAAACUUGGAGAAGUCGAGACUACAGAAAAGAAAAAGUAGCAAGCGAAAGGAAAAGGAGAUCUGACUAAGUGUAGCAACUACAGUGAUAGUAAUUUAAGUUUUGGGAUCCGAGACUUGUGUUAUGUAUAAACUGCUAGUUGGUUUAUGAAAUGAUGUAUUUCUUUAAGAA